This is a messenger RNA of Diospyros lotus (date-plum), 1313 nucleotides long. Its product is annotated as probable WRKY transcription factor 40. Bases 376 to 1260 code for a protein of 294 amino acids. Gene Ontology annotation, molecular function: DNA-binding transcription factor activity; sequence-specific DNA binding. NCBI's taxonomy places the organism in Eukaryota, Viridiplantae, Streptophyta, Magnoliopsida, Ericales, Ebenaceae. Gene Ontology annotation, biological process: regulation of DNA-templated transcription. The record is from RefSeq and is a predicted model, not a curated record. The transcript has 4 exons.
CAAGCAUCAGCCAGUGGGCGUAGUGACACCAGGCUUCAGCCAUGGUGGAUACUUCUCUCAACCUCAACCUUAAUCCUCGUCAAGAACACGACCGUAAUCCUGAUUAUGAUCAUCAAGUGAGUAGUGCAACUACUGGGUGUAGCUAAUCUGAUCAUAGUAUACUUUAUAACUGCUAGAAUGAUCGAUCGAUCGGUCGAUGUUUGAGAAGUUUAAUUUUGAUUUGGCUUUUCUUUUCUUAAACAAGAAGAUCAUUUAUCAGUCCCAAGGGGAUAUGGACAUGGAUGUGGCCCCGGAGGGCAAAAAAACAGUGAAGAAAGAGUGCUUAUUUUUUAUGGGAACUCGAUCGCAAUCACUACCUUCCUGAACCAAUAACCAAUGCUUCUUGUUCAGGAGGAGGGUGCUUUGAUCGAAGAGCUGAACAGGAUGAACACUGAGAACAAGAAGCUAACCGAGACGCUAACUUCCGUCUGUGAAAGCUACAAGGUCUUGCGAGGCCAGUUGAUGGAUUUGAUGCAAAGGGACUCCGAUGAACAUGCUGCUGUUUGGAGAUCAAAGAAGAGGAAGGCCGCUGAAUUAGGCGACAACUCUGAUGGAGUUUGCGGGAAAAACGAGAUCAUCAGCCCAUGCAGCGAUGCUUCAUAUUCACCUAAGAGGCCAAAUGUAAUAAAGACUAAUAUUUCCAGGAUCAGUGUCAAGACUGAUCCAUCUGAUAUAAGCCUAGUGGUAAGAGAUGGGUAUCAGUGGAGAAAAUAUGGGCAAAAAGUCACUAGAGAUAACCCAUCUCCUAGAGCCUACUACAAGUGCUCUUAUGCCCCAAGCUGCCCGGUGAAGAAGAAGGUGCAAAGGAGUGUUCACGAUCCUUCAAUCUUGGUAGCCACCUAUGAAGGAGAGCACAACCACAGUCAUCCAUGCCAAAGUGAGGUAUCCAUGGGAGUACUGAACCAAGGCUGUACUGUGAUCCCUGCAGCUGCUCCAAUCUACAUCCAGAAUUCAACUGCUGAUCUUCAUCAUCAUCAUCAUCAGCAGCAGCAUCAUCAUCAUCAGUCUGCUAACAGUAACUCCAGCUCUUCCAGACAAGCUGAGUUAAUGUGCAGUGGCACAGCCAAGAAGAGCUGCCUGCAGGCGGCAGCAGCAAUCGAUGCCCCAGCGCUGCAAGAGAUGUUGGUUGAACAGAUGGCUAAUUCCUUGACAAAAAACCACAGCUUCACUUCAGCCCUUGCAGCAGCCAUUUCCAACAAGAUUCUAGACCUGGAUCUCUAGUGAAUUACACUUGUGUAAUUAAUUAAUUUGGAAUAGAAAAUUUGCUUUUUUCA